Molecule: messenger RNA, 1974 nt
Organism: Cornus florida
Lineage: Eukaryota; Viridiplantae; Streptophyta; Magnoliopsida; Cornales; Cornaceae
Exons: 11
Coding region: 199-1434 (411 amino acids)
Biological process (GO): translational initiation
Cellular component (GO): eukaryotic translation initiation factor 2B complex
Molecular function (GO): guanyl-nucleotide exchange factor activity; translation initiation factor activity
Source: RefSeq, a predicted model, not a curated record
CACACCAAAACCCUUUCGCAUCAAUCUCUGCUGUAAUUAGUAAUUACGCAAUCUCUCUCUCUCUAGAAAAUCGAAUUCGAGUGUAACAAUUUAGUUUGAUUUUGUUGUUAGAGGAAUUGGAAAACACGCGUGAACUGAGCUUGAUAGUUGAAUCAGCUAAGUUGUUUCCAAGGUGAUAUUGUUGAGAUUCUCGAGACCAUGCCGGACGUGCAUGCCCUCGUAAAUGAAUUCACUAACAAGCUCAAGAAACGUAAAAUUGAGGGUUCUAAGAGUACAGCGAAGCAGACGGCGGAGCUGCUUCGAUCAGUGAUAUCGCAGCAGCGAAUUCCCCACACAAACCAGGCUGGGGCUCUUAUUGAUGCUGUUUCGGCUGUUGGGAAGCAGCUUAUUGCCGCAAAUCCUGUGGAGCUUGCUGUUGGUAAUAUUGUGAGGCGUGUUUUACAUCUAAUUAGAGAGGAGGAUCUUUCUCUUGCAACUGCUGCUAUUGGUGGGUUGGGUUUAGCAACUGUAAGUGAUGAUGACGAUGAUGCUGAGCAAGGUGAUCACCCAGUUUUAUCAGCUGCUGCCGUUGCUGCUGCUGCUAGAAGCAGUCUGAGGCCUCCUUCCUUGCAAACCCUUCUUGAGGAUCUGCCUCACUCAACAGCUGUGCCUCACACUGGAUCUUCUGGGGGUGAUUCUGAAGAAAAAAGCAAAUCUAAUGAUAAAAAUUCAAGGAGUCGGAAGCUAAAGCAUAAUGUAAUUGAGGGGGUUAAUGAACUUAUCCAAGAUAUUUCCACUUGCCAUGAACAGAUUGCCGAGCAAGCAGUGGAGCAUAUUCAUCAAAAUGAGGUAAUAUUAACUUUAGGAAGUUCGAGAACAGUAAUGGAGUUUCUGUACGCUGCCAAGGAGAAAAAGAGAUCGUUUAGGGUAUUUGUUGCAGAAGGUGCUCCAAGAUAUCAGGGGCAUAUUCUUGCGAAAGAAUUGGUUGCAAGAGGAUUACAAACCACAGUAAUUACUGAUUCUGCAGUUUUUGCCAUGAUUUCUCGAGUGAACAUGGUUAUAGUUGGAGCUCAUGCUGUCAUGGCCAACGGUGGGGUUAUUGCACCUGUUGGUUUGAAUAUGGUUGCACUAGCUGCUCAAAGGCAUGCUGUACCCUUUGUCGUACUUUCUGGAAUUCACAAGUUGUGUCCAUUGUAUCCGCAUAAUCCAGAGGUAUUACUUAAUGAGUUGAAGUCCCCAUCUGAGCUGCUUGACUUUGGAGAAUUCUCAGAUUGCAUGGAUUUUGGAAGUGGUUCUGGUUCCCCUCUUCUUCAUGUUGUCAAUCCUGCAUUUGAUUAUGUGCCACCGAAGCUUGUCAGUUUAUUCAUUACUGAGACAGGAGGGCAUAACCCAUCAUACAUGUACCGGCUCAUUGCAGAUUAUUACUCUGCUGAUGAUAUGGUGGUACAAGGGUGACCUGCUUCUUUAAAUUGGGUUUGGCUACCUUCGCAUUUUAAUAUAUUGCGCAGUUGAGGUAGGUACUUCCGAAGAAAAUGUUAGCAAGGAGAACCAAAUUAUUUAUUCAGAUGGUAGUUUGUGGAAUUAUGUUUGCCAUUUUUUAGGCUCAUAGAAAACUCGGGUGUCGAGGAAACUGCAGUUUGAAGAUAGAGGCGGGCAUCCAUAUAUGGGUAGAGGAAAAUGUUUCAGUUUUCUGUGGGGAGGGAGGUAUAGGCUAAGAAUUGUAACGAGAGGAACAAAGAAAGGCAGGACAAGUAAAUUCUGCCUUUCCGAGGUUGAUUGGUGUAUACUAUAGCCAAACUGUGGUAUAGGAGGCUUGUUUUACAAAUGAGGAACUUGUGGGUGUGUUGUUUAUUGCUGAAUGUGUGUGUGUUUUUUGUUUUUUUUGGGUAAGUUGUUGCUGAAAGUUUUGAAUGUUGCUAUUGAAUACUUUUCUCUGUUACAGUUUUUUUAUGGAAAUUUAUUGAAGUUAGGGAACUAAUGACAGUUUCUUUUUCA